CUCAAUAUUCAUAGAGCAAGCAGUUGCCUGCCUCUGUCAAUCAAUCGGAGCCUCCAAAAGCCCUUACUCUCCCCGCCGGUGCCCGCAAAAUCUAGUUACAGUCAGAAGAACAGCCGCCGUCAGGCUUCUCCGUUUCUCCUCAUUACCUAUCUGUAGAACAGAUCGAAUUCCCACCGGCGUUCACAACAUGUUUCUCACCAGGACCGAGUAUGACCGAGGAGUGAACACCUUCUCUCCCGAAGGCCGCCUCUUUCAGGUCGAAUACGCUAUCGAAGCCAUCAAGCUUGGUUCUACUGCGAUUGGGCUGAAGACAAAGGAAGGGGUUGUGCUUGCAGUUGAGAAGCGUAUCACUUCACCCCUCCUGGUUUGGUCCUUCUUAGGCUUCUGUGCUAAUUUUGCUCUGAAAAGCAAUGAAAGCCUAACGGAACUCCAGAAGCCUAGGGACGACUCGCUUCCAUUUCUUGAUGUGCUUUUGUGUACCUAAAAUUAGCUUCUCUUUGUGUGUGGAGAAACAAAAUUUAUAUUUUCUCAUUGACUUUCUCAGGAGCCCAGCAGUGUGGAGAAAGUCAUGGAGAUCGAUGAGCAUAUCGGAUGUGCUAUGAGUGGAUUAAUUGCAGAUGCCCGUACUCUUGUUGAGCAUGCUCGUGUUGAAACUCAAAAUCAUAGAUUUUCAUACGGUGAGCCAAUGACUGUGGAGUCUACUACACAAGCCCUUUGUGAUCUGGCCCUGAGAUUUGGUGAAGGUGAUGAAGAGUCUAUGUUGCAGUCUCGCCCUUUCGGGGUAUCGCUUCUCAUUGCUGGUCAUGAUGAGAAUGGUCCCAGCUUGUACUACACAGAUCCAUCGGGCACAUUUUGGCAGUGCAAUGCGAAGGCUAUUGGUUCAGGUUCUGAAGGUGCAGAUAGCUCUCUGCAGGAGCAGUAUAACAAGGAACUCACUCUUCAGGAAGCUGAAACAAUAGCACUUUCCAUUCUAAAGCAAGUUAUGGAGGAAAAGGUAACACCCAACAACGUGGACAUUGCCAAAGUGGCUCCGACAUACCAUUUGUACACCCCUUCUGAGGUGGAGGCCGUCAUCAGUCGCCUAUGAUGAGAUACUAUGACCACAUAUUUCCUCCAUAGACAUGAUAUGUAUCACUAGUUUUUGUCUUCUGUCAACUGUUUGUCGUUUCACCUGAGGGCUUGAGGAUAUCGAACCAUGACAAUGACUGCUUUGCUACUUUGAGCAAUUUUAGUCCAUGCCUGCCAGGAUAUCUGAUGUUUCAGUAGUUUGAAUUGGCUCAAUGGAUAGGGGUAAAUUGUGGUGAAUCCACAGUAGGGGGAAUGAUUUUCUUGCCAAUUGAUGAACAUUUGAGCCUUUUGAUCGGAGAAAUGGAUCGUGUCGUUUUGAAUUAUUGUCUAUUGAUGCGAGUGCAGUAUCCCCUCUUUCGCAUCAUCAUACCAUGCACGCAAGGAACAAAUUUUUACUUGAAUGUGAUUAGUUUCUUUAUAUUGGCCAAGGUAGGCUAGGGGAAGGUGUGUGUCAAAUUUGUUGCUUUAUGGUGAGAUAGGAUUAUAUUCAUAUGUAUGUUUG
Molecule: messenger RNA, 1570 nt
Organism: Linum tenue
Lineage: Eukaryota; Viridiplantae; Streptophyta; Magnoliopsida; Malpighiales; Linaceae
Source: the annotation of a GenBank genome assembly